Mauremys mutica (yellowpond turtle) is the source of this 2894-nucleotide messenger RNA. Its product is annotated as cytochrome c, testis-specific. The transcript is spliced from 4 exons. Gene Ontology annotation, cellular component: mitochondrial intermembrane space. Gene Ontology annotation, molecular function: heme binding; electron transfer activity. The record is from RefSeq and is a predicted model, not a curated record. The coding region runs from base 427 to 744 and encodes 105 amino acids. Lineage: Eukaryota; Metazoa; Chordata; Testudines; Geoemydidae. Gene Ontology annotation, biological process: mitochondrial electron transport, cytochrome c to oxygen; mitochondrial electron transport, ubiquinol to cytochrome c.
AAGGGCGCCCACGAGCUUAGUAGGAGCCAAUAGGAUCACUGCGUCUCCUACAGGCAGUUGGGCAGAGAAGACACUACUUUCGAAGACGUGCCGUUAACGGCGACACCUGUCGGCGCAGAGGGUACGGUCCAGUCUCUAUCGAAAAGACUGGGGUACCCUAAGGCCAGGCCCCGGGGCCAUUGGUGCACCAAUCAGCAGGCGGAGUGCCGGAUUAUGCGGCCUGUGAUUGGAUGGGUCUAUUGUGACACACACUCCUUCCCCCGGGACGGGCAGAGAGUGUGAAGCGACAGCGAGCUGGAAUGUAACCUUAUCUAUCAGGGACUCAAGUAAUCAGUUUCUGGACUGAAGGUAAAGGUUGCCAGUCAUUUGAUCAGCUGUUGCAGUUCCCAGCUCUGUCAGACUGAGGUGUUUCCAGCUGUGACCAAAAUGGGUGAUGCUGAAAAAGGCAAGAAGCUCUUUGUUCAGAAAUGCUCUCAGUGCCACACCGUUGAAAAAGGGGGGCCACACAAGACUGGCCCGAAUCUUUGGGGUCUGUUUGGUCGCAAAACAGGACAAGCUGCAGGAUACUCUUACUCAGAUUCAAACAAGAACAAAGGUGUUGUGUGGAAUGAAAAUACACUGAUGGAGUAUUUGGAGAACCCUAAGAAAUAUAUUCCUGGAACUAAAAUGAUUUUUGCUGGCAUUAAAAAGAAGAAUGAGAGAGCAGAUGUUAUUGCAUACUUGAAAAAGGCAACCUCUUCAUGAAGUGUUCUUACAACUACUGUUAUGUCAGAAAGUGUUUCAAAAUUUGAAUCUCUCUUGUAUCAGUAUUCAUGUUUCAGUAGUCUGUUAAUAUUUAUUAGGUACUAGUCUUAGCAUCCGAAAAUAUCAGUCUUUAUUUGAUGUUUUGCUAAGCCUACUACCACAACAAAAUAAGGGUGAGCACUAUGUAAACUACUUCUAUAAUGGUAAAGGUGGGCAUGGCCCUGUACAUACAUUUCAAAAGAAAAAUGUUGUUCCCUUUUCCAAGGAGCUUCCAAAUGAAGGGUCUAGUCCUGCAUAUACUGGUAUAUAUCUGGAAUUAUACACACACCCGAACAGUCACACUGAUUUCAAUAUAAAGUUGUAAGUUAGUACAGUUACUCACAAGUGCAAGUGGUUGUAGCAAUGGACCCUAAUGCUUCUUCCUUGAAGAUUUUACUUAGGCAAAAUUCUCAACAAAAUCAGUGAGGGCUCAGCAUUUUGCAGGAUUCAGCCCUAACUUAAAAGAGCAAAGGAUGACAAACAGUGGAGAAAAAGCCAGUCAGCUUUGUAUCAAGAUGUUAGUAUAAAAGUGAAGCUGGAGGGAUUGGAUCAGCUACAGUUUGAUCUGUAGAUAAUUUCAAAACUUUAGCUCACUCCUUGUAUUAGUGUUUCUUUGUGUGUUAAAAGGACAUAACUGUCCACCAAUCAGCAGUCUCUUCAUUACAGUUUUUUUCACUCUAUGUGUUCACUACAUGAGUCAAAUAUAUUAAAGGUAUCCAGCCCCCUUACUAUAAAGAAACAAACAAGGUCUGGCAUAGCUCAAAUGAUGGUAAUAAUAGCAGGAAUACUUUCACCUUUAGUUCAUAUUCACAACUGUUCCGGUAGCCUAUAUAAAAUGUAAUGGCUUAGCCUGGGUCUGAGAGGACAGGAUUACUACCUGAGCUGAUACCUUACUUGGGUACUUUAGAGAAUUCAAGGAUUAUACGGGCAUGGAAACUUCAUUAAGGCACUUCGGGCUCAGGCUGUGAAAGUCUCAUUUAUUCUGUACCAUACCUAUUAUAGGGUUAUAAAUCUUGCACCUUUCAAAUGGCAAACCUUAAAAACGAGGUUGGAGUGGGGAUUGAGGAAAUUAAGAGCAUACAUCUUUAAAUAGUGAAAUCUGCAUCUAUUUUAUAUCUUUUUAUAAAGACUACUUAGCCGUACUGCUGACAGUACUAGGUCUUCCCAGGGUUCUGUAAAUACUGAGGUGUUAACUUACAUUAUUGUUAAAGGCCGUACUUUCAUGUGUUUGGCCAUCGAUGAUCUGUGCAGAAUGUAUCCCAAUAAUAUUAAAGAUGUUAGUAAAAAGAAAACAUAAAAUACAUUAAGCAUCUAAAUUUAAUUUUAAAGCAUUUAAUUUUUUUUACAAUACUAAUUAAGCACUACAUUGUAACCAUAUAUAGUACUAUAGUGAUUGAUGCUAGAGAAAAGAUGUCUUGGUGGAUCUCUCAAACUUUUCCCUAGCCUCCCCAUCAUGAUUCCCAUCCCUCUUAACAAUAUGAAAAAGGUAGCAUCAUUGUAACCCCCUGGCAUUAUGACCCAGAGGUUGAGAAUUCAUAUCUUAAAAUUUGUAGGGUAGGUUGUCUGCAAGUUCUGGCAGGUAUCACUGCAGCAGUUUAGGAUCAGUUCACGUUUCUAAGGUCAGCUUCACAAUCACAAGAGCUAGACUUUUUUUUUUUUUUUUUUUUAAAUGAAAGGGAAGGGAAAGGCAGAUGGUUGCAGCCCCCCUGAAACCUGUUUGACUCUUUCCUUCCAGCACCCAGGUUAAGAACACUUGCCUUGGACAAUUAAACAAAUUAAAAUAUACUUCAGCAUGGUUAAGGUCAGCCUUAGUUGAAUGAAGAAAGCACCAAUACAAUUCCCAUUUAUCGAUAUAGCACCAGAUAUAUAGGUAUUGCUCAUAAUCCCUACAUUGUUCUAGUACUUAGCAACCAAGCCUUGCAACGUUCCUUUGAGGUGGGGGAAGUACUAUAAUCCACAUUUUAAGAAAGGAGUAAUUGAGGCCCAGAACAGUUAAAUGACAUAGUCAAGAGUAUAAGUCUGUGCACAGUUGGAACUAGAACCCAGGUUUUGUUCCCAUACCUGUUCUUUUAGCUACCGACAGACAAUCUUUCUCUCUCUGUUUACAGAUA